Ruditapes philippinarum (Manila clam) is the source of this 1458-nucleotide messenger RNA. RefSeq lists its product as uncharacterized. The coding region runs from base 115 to 1341 and encodes 408 amino acids. The record is from RefSeq and is a predicted model, not a curated record. NCBI's taxonomy places the organism in Eukaryota, Metazoa, Mollusca, Bivalvia, Venerida, Veneridae. The transcript is spliced from 2 exons.
CGGGGUACAUCCACAACUUCCUGGAUGCUUUUUAAACUAAUAUACUUUUAAUUCAGUUAAACUGUUUUGUUUUUAAUAUCAUUGAGUUUUUUGUAUUGUGGAUACUGCAAAAUAAUGCAUAGAUUGUAUUUCAAGUUUCAACAUGGCAGCUGCGGAUUGGCAAGGCUAUUUUCAAUGUUUAUACUAAUCAGUAUUAUGCAGGCCAGUGAAGGAUCAAAUUUUACAGAGGAAAUGAACGUGGAUGCGACAAACCAUAGCAUUGCACGUGCCAUUGAAAUUCGAACAAAUUUGGAAAAUUCAAUUGUUAAAACAUUUAACAAAUUCUUUAAUAACUUUACGAACUUCUCGACUGUUUACAAUCGGUCUAUAAUCUAUAUGUGUGACCAAAGCUGCGCGCGCAAAAAUGCGCACGAAUACGGAUUGACUUCCGCUUUUCUUCUGUCUGUUCUUUCUGAGAGGAAAUUUGCUGUCUUAUCAACACGAGUUUUCGAUCUUUACGAAGAACGCGGCUACAAAUGGAAGGUGAACAUGUCUGAGAUUUUAAACAAAUCGGGCGGAAUGAUAGUUGCUCCGACAGCCAAUCAGAAUCGAGCCAUGACUGAUUUGCAUAUUCUGGAAGGAAAGCUUCAGAAAAUGAACUUUAAUCAAGCCUUUGACAGGGAUUUCAUGACAUCAACAGGGAACCAGAAUUGGAUACAAGACAUUCGUAGGCAUCGUCAGUCAUAUACAAAGAUGCCAUGGCUGUUCAGAAUGCAUGCAUGUGACGUCAACAGACUGGUGCAUUUGGGUUUGUUCAGGAUACCACAGUCCUUCAAAGACAUGCUUCAUUCUCAUUUAAUAGAAAAGGUCGGUGAUAAUAGAUUAAUAUGUUUUAGUGGGCAAGCAAAUACUGAUAUCAAAACAAACGGGGUUUUAGACUUUAUUAAAUCUAACUACAACUACUCCGGUUAUAAAAUAUAUAGAGUUAACAAACAUUCUGAAGACAGUUUCGAGAAAAGGUUCAAUGACGUCAUUGAUAACAACGAAGCAUUUGUGCACAUAGAAUUCGAUAAGCUAUAUAAAGCAGAUGAAGAUGAAAUUGAGUCACCGAAAAAACUGAAAGCGUUCAUAAACAUGGUAGAUAUUUAUAUUCUCUCAAUAUGCGAUGUCCUCAUCACAGCAGAGUCUCCUACCGGUAUUCUUGCAGCGCAUCUUCGCCGGAACUCCAGCGGACUAUUUUGUUUAAGGGACGGCGUUGUGUUUCCCUGCACGCGGGAAUUAAUUGCUGGUUCAUUUCGGGACCAAGAAAACGCACCAGUUCAUCUUGAUAAAAGAUAUUACAUGUUGAAAAGAAAAAGUUGAACUAUCGGGCAUUUAACAUACUGUAUGAUAUCAACUGACUUGUAUUUUAUUUAUUGAAAUAAAUUAUUUUUUUAAAAAAUAUUUAAUAUAUUUCUAUCGAAAGGAAUUAAAUUUUAC